AAUUUUUCAACGAGCCAGUGAACGGCGCCACGAUUGGUCAGGCCAGGUCGCGAGGAACGUACGGAUUUUUCGUCGCGUCCGCAGAUUCUCAUGCAAGAUUUGUUUUCGUCGCAUAUUAAUCCUGGGGCCGCUGUGCACACAGAGUUGUAAUUGGAAAAGUGGGCCAGCGUGGAACGGUCGCCGCGGCUUAAUCAGAAUGAAAUCUAAGAAGUCCCGAGCAACAAUGGCUUUGUGAUGCCCGAAGGAGGACCGUCGGCGAAAUGAAAGCCCCUGAGAAACAAUGGAAGCGUCCACGCAGGCAUGACGGCCCCAUUCAGAUUCGCAGACGGCAUGCUUAGUGGCGGCCAAAGGAGACGCUCAAGUUUCUAAUCGACGGAGGGAGGGAUCCAGAGGGACGACUAGCAGUAGCGGAAAGAGAAACGGAUAGUGGCAUGAUAGGGACAAGGCACCACCCUCUGCGAGGGCGCAUCCUGCUGGCCCUCUUUUUUCUACUCGGCACGCUUGCCUUGCUCUCGAAAGCGGCUGCAUUCCCAGACUGGACCGAUUGUCCAGCUGUGUGCCGUUGCAAGUGGACGUCCGGGAAGAAAUCCGCCUUAUGCCCUGACGCCGGCCUAACCUCGCUCCCGGCCUCGCUGGACCCUGACAUGCAGGUGCUUGACCUGUCCGGGAACAAGAUUCCCGGGUUACAGUCGGAAAUCUUCAAGCGUUCCGGCCUGCUGAAUCUGCAGAGGGUCUUCUUGAGGAACGCAGGCAUUUAUAAGAUCCACCCUGACUCGUUCAGGGACAUGAGGAUAUUGGUGGAGAUCGACCUGUCCGACAAUCACGUGGAGAUGCUCGAGCCAGACACAUUUCUGGGCAACGAAAGACUGAGGAUCUUAAUUUUGAGCGGGAACCCAUUGACGCGGUUGAGAAGCCACCAGUUCCCCCUACUCCAACACUUAAGAAAUUUGGAGUUGCAGAGGUGUUCCCUGUCCGAGAUCCACGGGGAAGCGUUCGUAUAUCUGACCGGUUUGGAGUCGUUGAGGUUAGACCAGAACGUUCUCGAGUACCUGGAUGUGUCGGUGAUAUCGAAUCUGCCACGAUUGAAAACUCUGACGUUAGACGGGAACCGGUGGAGCUGCGACUGCAGGCUCAGAGACUUUCGAACUUGGCUGAUCCCCAACGGACCCAGCAAGUUGUAUUCCGUGCCUCAAGCGUGUUCGUCGCCGAUGAGACUAGAAGGUCGUAAGUGGGAGGACGUGAAACCUGUCGAGUUCGCCUGCGAGCCAGAGGUGUUCGUUCUGGCGAGCAGCAUUCAGGAGGAGACGAACGGGAACCUGAGCCUGGCCUGUUUGGCCACCGGUGAUCCAGAGCCCGAGGUUUGGUGGCAAUUGAACGGAGGACCGGUGAACGCCUCCAAGUUGACCGAGCAAAUUUACUCGGGAACCUACGUGGCUUACGCGACGUCGGACGUGGAUGCGGCGGCUUCGUACAACGAACGAUCGUCACCGUCGUCGGGUAGACUCGUCGACAGGUGGAACAACCUGACCGUCUACAACGCGAGUGACGGCGAUGCCGGGGAGUACUCUUGUUUCGCGAAAAACAUCGCCGGCCUGGCCAGGGAUACGGUCAGCGUGGCGAUCCCGCGCGUGUACACGGCGCCCACCCUCUCCCAGAGCGACAACUGGUUGCUCUGGGUGAGCCUGGCAGGCGGUGGCGCGGCCGCGUUGUGCGCUUCCAUUUCCGCGGUUCUCCUAGCCCUGUGCGUGUGCGGCGGUACCCGACGGCAGAGUGCUCGUGAAAAGGUGAAGCUCCAGAGCAGCACCAGUUUCGGUGACCAGGAGAAGAAGCUUCUCGACCUGUCCGUCACCACCACCACCACCCCUGGGAACAGCAACGAUCGGGGUAGUGGGCACGGGAGUAUAGUGGAAGCGUGCAGCACGGGUGAUCUCGAACUGGCCGAAAGGGGAUCCAUUUGCGACCCUAUGAGCGCCGCCACCGUCACCGUGGAGAGACUGCAUCCAGAGAUGAGCGGCGGCCCCGUGAACGCCAUGAGAACCGUGCCGUGCGUGUUCCCGCCACCGCCGCCAGAGUUCACCAGCGGCGUUCUACCGCCCGGUAUAUUCGGGAACAUAUUCAUCUCCGUGGCGGUGCCGCAAGAUGCCUCUGAUCGUUGCUAUCCUGACCUUUUGGACAUUCCAGUUCACGCCACUGGCGGCGUGGUGAACAAAACGGCCCUCCCCCCGGCAACCAGCGUUUCCAGUUUCGCCACGCUGCCGCGACGAGCGCUGCGCUCCAGCGACCUCUGCUCGCCUUACGACAAUAUGGGGCCCCGCGUCACGGCCAACGGCAGCUCCGCGUUCUCGCUCACGGACGUCGACCUGAGAUUAUCACCGCCCCCGCCACCGCGAAUCAUUCAACCGCCUCACGAGUUCGUGUCCCUGUAAGGGAUUUCUGGCCGGAAUGGAAAUAGUCGGUAUACUUGUUCAAAAGCUCGUCCGUCGCUUCUUCCCCCCCUCCCCACCUCCUUAAACGUACACAACAACCGUCGUACUCGGUCGCGUGUGUCCUCUUCUCUCCUCCCCCCUCCCUCGAUCUCGUUCGUUGUGUUCGUCGUUGAUAGUACUUCGCACUGUAUUCGCAUUUUAUACAGUGAGCCGUGUGCCUACCAGGUGAAAAGAAACACUGGCGAGUGAUGUUGUUUCACGAUAUACAGGAAUUGUAUAAUCCGGAAAGGUAAAAAAGGUGUUUGCAAUUUUUUACUGGUUGGCUUGUUCAUAGAGCUCGUAGUUUGAUUUUUAUCGCCUGUGAUAUUCAUCAUGUUAUUUUACAUUCCUUUUUCUUCUUCUUCUUCUUCUUCUUCUUCUAUUCAUUUUUUUUUUCUUUUCGAGGUAAUUUCUCGAUUCAAGAAGAAUGUUUAUGAUAGAAUAAACAUGGAAGACCAAUAAUCCCGUUGCCAAAUGUAAGUUAAGGUAAAAAAUAGGAGGAACACUUUUGUAUAUCUUGUACUUAUAUACCGUGAGAGUGCUGUAAUAUAUACUAUAUGUACUUAACAAUUGUUAAUCGUCACUUGGUAAGCGAAUGGCUCACGUUUUUAAAUCAUCCGAAAUCAAAUCCUCGAGCGUACAUUGAUUAAGGUUGUAUACAUACAGGGACCUAGAAAGUUUGUAUCUCAUUGAUAUAUUUAAAAAGACGUCCGGAGGUUAUCGAAAAUAGUAUACAGUUAUGUCUGUCCAACAACUUAUUCGAUUACAUAAGACGUCGAGUCUCGAAACUGCACGUUUCUUUUUUUUUCUUUCUUUCUUUCUUUCUUUCUUUUAAGAGAAGUUGCCGACACUAGCGCCAAAGAUCGACGUCCGCUAUUUGGAAUUAUCGACGAAACGAAUCUUUUUCAUGAAUCGAAACAAUUUUGUAGAUAGCUCAGAACAGAUUAAUUCGUUUGCUCAAAUAUCAGAAACGAAAAGUGUCAGAAAGUUGAAGCAAUUUCUGACGUUAGAAUUCAUAAGAUUUGUGACUUUUUAUAACAAACGUAACACAUGUACAGUCGAUCCAAUAUUUUUUGAUGUUGAUGUCGUUUUAGAAGCUCGCUGUGCAAUAAUUUUAAGAAUGUCAUUCAGCAGUAUAUUCAUAUAUUAAUGGUUUCAGUUGAAUGAGCAGCAAUUAUAGCCUAGUUCCAAUAGAGUAUUGCGGUUAUUUACUUUUCAUUUAGUUCUUUAAUUAAUCUUCGUUAAUUGAUUUCCUAUUCUGAAAAUGUUUAAUUUAUACGUAAAUUAGUUUUCUUUGUGUA
Apis laboriosa (Himalayan honeybee) is the source of this 3766-nucleotide messenger RNA. Its product is annotated as leucine-rich repeat-containing protein 24-like. The coding region runs from base 432 to 2426 and encodes 664 amino acids. Gene Ontology annotation, molecular function: protein binding. The transcript is spliced from 3 exons. NCBI's taxonomy places the organism in Eukaryota, Metazoa, Arthropoda, Insecta, Hymenoptera, Apidae. The record is from RefSeq and is a predicted model, not a curated record.